Molecule: messenger RNA, 1521 nt
Organism: Linum trigynum
Lineage: Eukaryota; Viridiplantae; Streptophyta; Magnoliopsida; Malpighiales; Linaceae
Source: the annotation of a GenBank genome assembly
CGCACACUCAGUUCGAAGAUCCUUGGAUAAUACUGACCUAUGGCACUCUCGCCUUGGACAUCCGUCUGUUGCAAAGUUACAUGCUUUGGAGAAUUUACUUCAUUUUUCUUUUGUUCGCAAUAAGGAGCCUUGUCGGUCUUGUUUGCGAGCUAAAAAAACUCGGAACUCGUUUGAGUCCAACACCAUUAAGACUAAGUCGGUUUUUUAUCUUAUGCAUGUUGACAUUUGGGCGGUUAUAAGAUUGCGUCUUCUUUAGGCUCUCAUUAUUUUCUAAAAUUGUGGAUGACUUUAGUCGUACAUUCUGGGUUUUCUUAUUAAAGUAUAACUUUGAUGUUGCUUGUCACCUACUCUACUUUUGUAAUCUGGUGCGAAUGCAGUUUAACACACAGGUCCGACGGAUCUGGGCUGAUAAUGGUCUCAAGUUUUCUUGCGCGGCUUUGACAUCCUCUUAUGAAUAAGAAGGGAUUGUUUUGCAGACCUCCUGCACUGAUACUCCAAAACAGAAUGGAGUAGUGGAGCGCAAACACCGGCACUUGUUGGAUAUUGCGUGUGCCUUGAGAUUUCAUGCCAAUCUCCCUCUCAAGUUUUUUUUUGGGGGGGGGGGGGGCAAUGCGUUCUGACAGCGGCUUGUUUGGUCUAUGCUCGUGAUAAUCAUCACAAUCUUUAUAAAUUAGGUGUGCGUGGGCACGCAUGUAUCUUUCUGGGUUAUCCUUCUUCUCAACGUGGGUAUCGCGUCUAUGAUCUCGAGCGUCAUAACAACUACACCUCCGGGAUGUGCAAUUUCUCGAGUCAAUGUUUCCUUACCGUGAUUUUGAUGGGGCGGAUACUCUUACUCCAACUCGUGUAUCCCUUUCCCCGACGAGUGCUCCUGGUCCUUCUCCCCUUAUCCAUGAAGACCUGCAUGUCCCAUCUCCUAUUGUUCCCAUUACUGAUAAGAACGAGCAACUGGCUUCCUCUCCUGCUUCUUCGCCUCUUGUGGAGUCACAAGCCUUCCUCGAUCUCUUUCAACAAUCCAACGAGCCCUUUCUCCCCUUGGAUCACACAACUGGCUCGCCCGACCCAGCUUCUUCUUCUCCUGAGUGCUCUAGUCCAGCCGACACUUCCCCUAAGGCAUCACCGAUUUCAUCUCCAACAGUGCCGCUCCAGGCAGUCCGGCGCGGUGACCGAGUUUGAUUCCCUUCUACUCGAUUGCGCGGUUUCAACAUUCAAUACCAGACACAACUCACUCCGCCACUGUUCAUUACCCUCUGGAUGAUUACGUCACUUACCAUCGCUUGUCCACUGCACACCAUGCAUUUGUUCCCGCGGUCAGUGCAAAUUUUGAGCCCACUUAUUUUCAUCAAGUUGUGCGCUGCAAGCAUUAGCGAGAUGCUAUGUAUGCGAGUUUCUUGCGUUGGUGGACAAUGGUACUUGGUCGAACGUUGACUUACCUCUAGGAAAGAAGUGCAUUUCUUGCCUACGCUUUUAUGAUUUUACUUACCUAUUUUGAUUCUGAUUUCACUAUAAAAUCUAUGGACCUUA